Messenger RNA from Drepanopeziza brunnea f. sp. 'multigermtubi' MB_m1, 1638 nucleotides. RefSeq lists its product as uncharacterized. Lineage: Eukaryota; Fungi; Ascomycota; Leotiomycetes; Helotiales; Drepanopezizaceae. Gene Ontology annotation, molecular function: hydrolase activity, hydrolyzing O-glycosyl compounds. The record is from RefSeq and is a predicted model, not a curated record. Gene Ontology annotation, biological process: carbohydrate metabolic process.
AUGCGUUCCACCGAGAUCAAUCCCAUCAUACCGGGCUUCUCUCCAGACCCCUCAGUCGUGUUGAUAGAUGAUACCUUCUUUCUGUUGAACUCUACGUUUCACGUUUUUCCAGGCCUGCCAAUCUACGCUUCGAAAAACCUGACCUCGUGGAGACACAUCGGAAACGCCAUCAACAGACCAGAGCAAUUGAGUCUUGCCAGAUCAAGCACAAGGAUCUGGCCUAGAGAUGAUGCUCAGGAUGACACAGGUGAUUGCAUGCUGGCUACAGGUGGGCUGUAUGCACCAACCAUCCGUCACCGCCAGGGUACCACCUACAUUGUCUGCACCAAUGUGAUCCACCCCGAUGAUUCCAGUGACAUUACGGAGAACUUCAUCGUCUCGACCAAGGAUAUCUGGUUAAGUGAGUGGAGCGACCCGGUGUACUUCGAGUUCGAUGGCAUCGAUCCCAGCAUCUUUUUCGACGACGAUGGUCGCUCUUACCUUCAAGGGUCAGCUGGCCCGGGACCAAUGACCAAGAUCCAUUUAUUUGAGAUCGAUCUAGAGACGGGGGAGAAAAAGUCCGAAGAGAAGACGAUAUGGCGUGGUACAGGUGGGAUCUAUUCAGAGGGACCGCAUCUCUACAAGAAAGAUGGCUUCUACUACUUGGUGAUCUCUGAGGGUGGUACGCACGAGAACCAUAUGGUCACUGUAGCCAGGUCUGAGGAGAUCUGGGGCCCCUAUGAAGGGUUUGAAAAGAACCCCAUCCUUACCGCCCGCGGAACAGGUGAGUAUAUUCGCUAUACGGGACAUUCCGACAUGUUCCAAGACCAGCAGGGACAGUGGUGGGGUGUCUGUCUUGGGGUCCGGAGAGGGUCCCUCAAAAACUCGGGAUACAUCAUGGGGAGGGAGAGCUUCCUCACGCCAGCAGAGUGGCCGAGGGGAGAGUGGCCAGCUCUGAGCCAAGUCAAGCUCAACCCUGUUCUCAAGGACGGAACGGCACUCGUGCGGGUGGAAGGUACCUCGCGCCUUACAUCUGCCCCGAUGGUCGACUUUCUGUACAUCCGAGAUCCUGUGCUGAAAGACCACGUCUUCUCGAAUGACGGAGCAUCGAUCACCCUCACCGCGAGCGAGGAAGAUAUCUCGCAGUGGGCUGCGCCAGUGACAUUCGUCGGGAAGCGCCAGCGAAAACUGGAAGGCAGCGCUAUCGUGGCCAUGCAAGGUGUGUCCAGCUCUCCCAAGGCCGCGCUCAAAGCUGGUCUGGUGUAUUACAAAGACGAACAUCGCUAUGUCAGGAUCUUCUACGAUUUCUCGGCUUCGGAAAUCGUUUACGAGCUAGUGAACAAAGCGAAAGUCAUCGCCGAGAUCGAGAGAGAGAAGUUGGCUUUGGGCCCGGAUAGUAUGGUAUCACUUCGCAUCAGCUACUCCGAGACCCAACUCACACUUCUAUACAGCUGUGAUGUCAAUGGGGAUACCGUAUGGAAAGUUCUCGGAAGCUUACCGACUAUUCACAUGAGUGGCCCGGACUUCGUUGGUCCCCUCAUUGGGAUCUUUGCGAUUUCUCCGGAGUCGGGGGUGCAAGUGCGAUUUGACGAGUUGCAGGUAGAUGUGGCUGGCUCCGAAUUUCCUCGAGCCAUCAGCUCAAAUUCUAGCCGGGGGUAG